AUGAGUCUUCUAUCAAAUCUCGCGCGACUCUCACUUCUUCCAACUCGAUCCCUCCAUCAAACAAUCCCAAAUGCAUCGUCGGUCUUCAUGAAAAGACAGAAGAAAAUUGAUCCGGAGGUAGCAAAACAACGAGAAGCUCGUCGUCGUAAGCGUCUCGAGAAGGAUAUCCGCCAGAUGCAGAAGCACUCGAAGAAACCGAAACCAGUCGAUGAGCUCACUCUCGAUGUGAAAUCUGCUAAAAAUAUUGAAGAACGCCGCCGACCGCCCACCAAGCUCACUUUGGAGGAAAUCGACGAGAGAGCGAUUGCGUUGAAGAACUACUCUCGCUCCCGCCUCGCCCUGCAACGAGAAGACGACAAAUGGAUUCGCGGAGCCAUCGAAUCGCAACGAAAAGCGCUCGCCGAGCUGAAAAAGUUGUCUCCUGAGCUGUACACUUCCGCCGUCCAACCAGCCGCCAACGAUUUGCCACUGACGAUCCAUGGACCCUCUCUGACGCCGCCAAUCAAGAAUUAUGAGGCACCCGAUGGAGAUUAUAUCGAUACGACGAGAAAUUGGGCGUCUUAA
Caenorhabditis remanei is the source of this 564-nucleotide messenger RNA. RefSeq lists its product as uncharacterized. The transcript has 4 exons. Lineage: Eukaryota; Metazoa; Nematoda; Chromadorea; Rhabditida; Rhabditidae. The record is from RefSeq and is a predicted model, not a curated record. Bases 1 to 564 code for a protein of 187 amino acids. Gene Ontology annotation, cellular component: mitochondrial large ribosomal subunit; mitochondrial ribosome.